Molecule: messenger RNA, 1916 nt
Organism: Nannospalax galili (Upper Galilee mountains blind mole rat)
Lineage: Eukaryota; Metazoa; Chordata; Mammalia; Rodentia; Spalacidae
Gene: Lypd6b
Product: LY6/PLAUR domain containing 6B
Exons: 8
Coding region: 287-829 (180 amino acids)
Molecular function (GO): acetylcholine receptor regulator activity
Source: RefSeq, a predicted model, not a curated record
GGAGCCGGGAGCCGGGAGCCGGGAGCCGGGAGCCGGGAGCCGGGAGCCGGGAGCCGGGAGUCCAGCGGGCUGCGCAGUGUUGGUGAUGGAAGGCGGAGUCUUGUUCAUGCUAGGUGAGCAGCCUACCUUGUGGUGUAUCCCCAGCCUUGGUAGAAAAUCUGAGGAGUUAAAAGCCCCAGCUCUCCUUCCUGAAUGACUUCAGCACACCUUUUAGGCUAGUUACAUUGCCGGGUGCAGACCUCUUCCUUGUGGCAGAGUGGAGCCGCUGUCUUUUUAAAGCAGACCUAUGAGUUUGGUGGGCCAAGUCCAAGAGGUCAGAAUGCUGCUCCUCUAUCAUGCCUUAGCUGUGACUGCUGUUCAGAUCCUUAUCUUCUCAGAAAACCGGGCAUUUGCCAAGAACAUCAACUUCUAUAAUGUGAGGCCUCCUCUCGACCCCACACCAUUUCCAAACAGCUUCAAGUGCUUCACCUGUGAAAAUGCAGGGGAUAAUUAUAAUUGCAAUCGAUGGGCAGAAGACAAAUGGUGUCCACAAGAUACACAGUAUUGUUUGACAGUUCAUCACUUCACCGGUCAUGGAAGAAGUACGUCCAUUACCAAAAAGUGUGCCUCUAAAAAUGAAUGUCAUUUUGUUGGUUGCCGCCACAGCCAAGGUUCUGAGCAUACGGAGUGUAGGUCUUGCUGUGAAGGAAUGAUCUGCAAUGUAGAAUUGCCCACCAACCACACGAAUGCAGUCUUCGCUGUCAUGCAUGCUCAGAGAACAUCUGGCAGCAGCAUCCCCAUGCCCUACCUCCCAGUGCUGGCCUGGGUCUUCAUGCUUCCCUUGCUAUGAUGCCAUCAUUCCUAGGAGAGGCAGAGACCAGCACUCUAAAGCACAAGGCGGGAACACUGACCUCUGGAGUGAAGGCCCAUCAAGCACUAGGUGAAGAGGACACAUUGGACCCCAAAGCAGAAGCCAGUGGUUUGCUUUGCCGAAAUGCUCCUGCAUGAAGUCAUGACAUUGAGCAUGGGGCUUAGUAGGGACGAAGAGGAUUGCCUGCCUUCCAGCUUCCUGCUCAGUUCUGGAAGGAGGGUCCUGCCAGUAUCAUUGAUCAGUUACAGUAGCCUGAUAGGUCCUGGCCUGACUGGGCCUUUAACUGGAAACACUUCUUUGAUCUCAUGGACCGCCCCCCGCCCAAACCCAGAGGCUGCUGGGUCAGACCCUCUGGUUUCUACGAUUAUCUCUGAGCAGCUCUGUGAAAUUUAACCCUUCUACCCAUGGACAAGCAGUUUCCCUAAUGUGAUGGCUUUCAAUUACUGUAACAACUAUUUGAGAUAAUAAGCUCAUAAAGAGAAAAGGUUUAUUUUGGCUGGCAUUUUGGAGGUUUCAGUAUAUAUUGGUUUGGGGCUUGUGGAAAGGCACAUCAUUUUGAGAUGUGUGUUAGAGCGUGAACAGCCACUCAUAAUGGAGAUUCAAAAUGGGGAAGGAGGUGGGGAGAGAGGAGAAGGAGAGGAAGAGGGAGAGGGAGAGAGAGUCCAUGGUUCUCUUCAAGGACGUGUUCCAAGAGUCCUAAAACUUCCUAAUAGCCCCCACCUCCUAAAGGCCCCACCUCCUAAAGGCUCCACCUCCUAAUGGUACCCAACAGUCUAGGGAUGGAACCUUUAAAUGUUGGACAUUCAAGAUUAAGCAGUAGCACCUGCCAAUAGCCUAGUCUGUAAGAAAGGCAACUAACUGUAGGAAGAACGUUUCCAGUCAACAUACUAUGAAGUGUGUGUGGGGGGGGGGUAAACUUGUAACUGUGUUGUGUAAUGCAUUCUGUGUUUCUUGACUGAUGUGGAGGCCUCUGAUAAAGCACAUUUACCAUUGUCACCAAAGCUGUUUUUCCAUGCAUCACAGGUGAUAUAUGCUGGCUGAAAGAAUAAAAUUUUAUGACAAAGUG